This is a messenger RNA of Aspergillus caelatus, 1845 nucleotides long. RefSeq names its product ankyrin repeat domain-containing protein. Lineage: Eukaryota; Fungi; Ascomycota; Eurotiomycetes; Eurotiales; Aspergillaceae. The coding region runs from base 1 to 1845 and encodes 614 amino acids. The record is from RefSeq and is a predicted model, not a curated record. Gene Ontology annotation, molecular function: protein binding. The transcript has 8 exons.
AUGCGUCCACCCAACCACAUGCCUCUUGAGGGUGCAGAACGAAACACUGACAGGAUUGCCGGAACCGUCAACAAUCUGCGGCAUCUGCUCGCUCAGUCCGGAUUGGCAAUUGACGUCAAGACGACAUCCGGCUGGACCCCUCUGCAUAUGGCCAUCGUGGCAGAUAGCGCCUACGGCCGAAAAGCUGUGGUUGCUUUGUUGCUGGGUCACCCGAUCCAGGUUGAUGCCGUCGAGGAUGCUGACGGAAACCUGACGACGUUGACGGCCGUGGAACUGGCAGCGAGGCAUGGACACGCCGAGAUUGUGAGUAUGUUGUUGGACUCGGGAGCCAGACCUGGGCCGCCAGCUGGGGGGCAGGCAGCGGUCGUUUCGAUGCUUCUGGACCAACAACGGCCCGGUUUGGACGGCAGCUGGAGAGACCAUCGUGGGUUUACGGCGCUGGACUGCACGUUGAAUCGGGAUCGGGGGGACAUGGUGGCAAUCCUGUUAAGUAAAGAACAGAACCCACAGCAUCCAGCGACUCUGUUGCAUGCUAUGGUGCGGCUGAGCUGUGGGUCGAUCCUGGCUAUGCUGCUGGCCCAGCGCAAGUAUGCAAAAGAGAUCAACACGACAGAUGCCAACAGAUGGUCUCCGCUGUAUAUGACAGCUACAAGAGGGUCUACUCCACUACAACUUGCUGUGCGAUACGGCCAGACUCAGAUCGUGGCAGCGCUGCUGCAAGUGGUCCGAUGGGAGGAAUGCCAGAGCCCGAUUUCUCCCACCAUCACCGAAGGACUUACUCCAAUACAUAUAGGAGUCCGCUCGGGCGAAAUGGAUAUCAUAAGGCUUCUUUUGCGCGACAGAUGGCCUGUUGACGCACGCUGCUCCCGGGGUUCUACAGCUCUGCACUGUGCAAGCAUGUCGGAUCAGCAAGAUGCGCUUCGUCUGCUGCUUCAGCAAGGAGCCGACCCGUUGGUGCGUGAUCAGGAACAAAUGACGCCAUUGCUUCUGGCAGCAGAAGCGGGGAAUGUCCAGGUCAUGCAGCAACUGCUCCUCCGGGAGAAGAAUAUCCAGCGACAUCUCCCUGCGCUAGCAGCACGGAAGCUUCCUCCAGCCUAUGAGCAAAUACUUGUGCCGUUUCUCUUAAACAAGGGCUGCAACAAUCUCAGCGAGCUGGUUGAUGGGCUGACGGUCUUACACCAGGCGGCGCAGAGUGGAUAUACCAUUAUAGUGAAGUUCAUGCUACGGAGUAGUGCCAAGGUUUCUGUCAAGGAUCGGGAGGGUUACACUCCAGCUGAAGUGGCUGCCACACAGGGCCAUUUCAAUUUGGUCUAUAUAUUAGAUCCGGAACCGUUGCUGCAGGUGGAGCGGUUGAUUCACCAUGCGGUCAGAAAGCGAAACGUCGAGCAGGUGUACAAAUUACUCACGGCUGCCCCAAAGACUUUGCGAAAACGAGCGAAGGCGAUGGUGAUGGCUGCAACGGCUCUCACUCACCAAAAGUCACUUAAUACCACUCUGACGCGCGGGAUCAGUAUCGACGAGGACCAGGGAUGGGGAUGGCGACCGUUGUACGUAGCAACCUUAAAGGGGGAGCAGCGGGCGAUGCAACUUCUGCUCACCCAUGGGGCCAACCCGAACCUGAAAACCAACGCGGGAAUCACUCCGCUGCUGCAGGCCGCCGAAGGAGGAGUGGCGGCACGAUGUGGCCAUGAGGCAACAGUGGUUGCACUCCUGGAAGCGGGUGCUAAUGCCCAUGCCCCGGAUACCAGUGGUCAGACAGCUCUAGACCUUGCCUUGGAUCAGGGGGCCAAAAAUAUCGUCCAGUCUAUCACUGAGUUUCUUGCCCAGCGGGAGAAGAAACAAUAG